AUGGUGAGCAGCAGGGGUGACAAGAAGGUGAUAUGCAACAAGUUCAUCCAAACGAGUGCCGUGACCUGCUUGUCGUGGCCAGCGGAGAAUAUAAUUGUCUUUGGUCUUGCUGAAGGAAAGGUUCGUUUAGCAAAUACAAAGAACAACAAGUCUUCCACCAUUUAUGGGACAGAUUCCUAUGUGGUCUCGCUAACUUCCAAUGUGUCAGGGAAGGGAAUCCUGUCUGGCCAUGCAGAUGGAACCAUAGUACGCUUCUUCUUUGAUGAUGAGGGCUCAGGUGAAUCACAGGGUAAGUUGGUGACUCAUCCCUGUCCUCCUUAUGCUCUUGCCUGGGCUUCCAACAGUAUUGUGGCUGCAGGCUGUGAUAAGAAGAUUGUAGCUUAUGGGAAGGAGGGCAACGUGAUUCAAACCUUUGACUAUAGCCGGGACUCAUCAGAGAAGGAAUUCACCACAGCAGCUGCCAGUCCUGGUGGCCAAUCUGUUGUCAUUGGCAGCUAUGAUAGGUUAAGAGUUUUGAACUGGAGCCCACGCCGCAGUGCCUGGGAGGAAGGCAAACCCAAAGAAAUAGCUCACCUCUACACCAUCACAGCUUUAGCAUGGAAGAGGGAUGGUUCACGGAUCUGUGUGGGCACCCUGUGCGGAGGAGUUGAACAAUUUGACUGCUGCCUUCGCAGAAGCAUUUACAAAAAUAAAUUUGAAAUUACGUAUGUGGGGCCAAGCCAGGUCAUUGUGAAGAACCUCUCAACAGGAACUCGAGUUGUGUUGAAAUCUCAGUAUGGUUAUGAGAUUGAUUUAGUGCUGGGUGAUGUCACCUCCAACAAGCUCAGUGAGGUAGCCUGGCAAGGAUCUGGAGGGAAUGAGAAGUUCUUCUUCGACAAUGAGAAUGUCUGCAUGAUCUUUAAUGCUGGGGAGCUGACACUGGUGGAAUAUGGAAGCAAUGACAUUCUAGGGUCCGUCCGCACAGAGUUCAUGAACCCCCAUCUUGUCAGUGUCCGUAUCAAUGAGAGACAGCAGAGAGGCGUGGAGGAGAACAAGAGACUGGCUUAUCUGAUAGACAUGAAGACUAUAGCAACAGUGGACCUUGUUGGUGGCUACAAUGCUGGCACUGUCAGCCAUGACAGCAAGAUUGAUUGGCUGGAGCUGAAUGAAACAGGCCACAAACUACUCUUCAGGGACAAAAAGAUGAGGCUGCAGCUCUAUGACAUUGAAAGCAGCACCAAGACUACCAUUUUGAACUAUUGCUCCUAUGUGCAGUGGGUCCCGGGCAGUGAUGUGGUGGUGGCUCAGAACAGAAGCAGCCUCUGCAUUUGGUAUAACAUCGAUGCUCCAGAGCGAGUCACCAUGUUUCCUCUGAAGGGGGAUAUUGUAGACUUGGAACGGAAUGAUGGAAAGACUGAAGUGAUAGUAUCUGAAGGGGUGAACACUGUGUCCUACACCCUGGACGAAGGCCUCAUAGAGUUUGGAACUGCCGUUGAUGAUGGAGAUUAUCACAGGGCUGCUGCAUUUUUGGAGACACUGGAAAUGUCCACAGAGACUGAAGCCAUGUGGAAGACUCUAAGCAGACUGGCUUUGGAAGCUAGACAGCUGCACAUUGCAGAGAGGUGCUUUGCAGCUCUGGGCAACAUGGCAAAGGCUCGAUUUCUGCAUGAAACCAAUACCAUUGCUGACAAGGCAGCUCAAGAGCACGGCGGGGAUGGUACAGACCAUUAUCUGGUGCGUGCCCGCUUGGCCAUGCUAGACAAGAACUACAAGCUGGCAGAGAUGAUCUUCCUGGAACAAAACGCCACAGAGGAGGCCAUGGACAUGUACCAGGAGCUGCACAUGUGGGAUGAAUGUAUUGUGGUUGCCGAGGCCAAGGGACACCCAAUGCUGGAUAAGUUGCGCCGGGGUUACUACCAGUGGCUGCUAGAUACCCAGCAGGAAGAGAAGGCUGGAGAGGUCCAAGAGGGACAGGGUGACUACCUGGCAGCCAUCAGCUUAUAUCUGCGGACAGGGCUGCCAGCCAAAGCAGCACGGCUGGCCAUGAGCAGGGAUGAACUCCUGACCAAUGGGGAUGUCAUCAACAGGGUUUCAACAGCACUAAUCAGAGGGGAACUGUAUGAACAGGCUGGAGACCUGUUCGAGAAGGUUGGGAACCCACGGAAGGCUCUGGAGUGCUAUUGCAAGGGCAGUGCCUUCCUGAAAGCAGUGGAGCUGGCUCGCCUGGCGUUUCCUGCAGAAGUUGUGAAGCUGGAGGAGGCCUGGGGAGACCAUCUGGUGCAGCAGAAACAGCUGGAUGCUGCCAUUAACCAUUAUAUUGAAGCCAGGUGCUCGAUUAAGGCCAUUGAGGCAGCCUUGGGAGCCCGGCAAUGGAAGAAGGCCAUCUACAUUUUGGACUUGCAGGACAAACAGACAGCAGCCAAAUAUUACCUCAAGAUUGCCCAGCACUAUGCAGCUCUACAGGAGUAUCAGGUUGCAGAGGAGCUGUACAUCAAAGGAGACCAGAUCAAGGAUGCCAUUGACAUGUACACACAGGCCGGGCUCUGGGAACAGGCUCACAAGCUGGCAGUCAAGUGUAUGAGUCAGAAAGAUGUGUCUGUGCACUAUAUAACCCAGGCCCAAGAGAUGGAGAAGCAGGGCAAGUACAAAGAAGCAGAGAGGCUGUAUAUCACUGUGAAAGAACCGGAUUUGGCCAUCACCAUGUACAAGAAGUAUAAGAUGUAUGAUGAGAUGGUUUGCCUAGUGGCCAAGUACCACAAGGACUUACUCAGUGAUACCCACCUGCACCUCGGCAAUGAGCUGGAGGCAGAGGGACGCUUACAGGAGGCUGAGUACCACUACCUAGAAGCUAAGGACUGGAAGGCCACAGUAAACAUGUACAGAGUGAAUGACAUGUGGGAAGAAGCUUACAGGGUGGCCAAGGCACAUGGGGGAACAAACUCCUAUAAGCACGUGGCCUAUCUGUGGGCAAAGAGCCUGGGUGGAGAGGCAGCUGUGAAACUCCUCAGUAAAUUCGGACUUCUGGAGAUGGCCAUUGACCAUGCAGCAGACAGCGGGGUCUUUGAAUUUGCUUUUGAACUGGCCCGCCUCUCCAUGAAGCAGAAGAUGCCAGAGAUCCACUUAAAGUAUGCCAUGUUCCUAGAAGAUGAGGGCAAAUUUGAAGAGGCUGAAGCAGAAUUUAUUAAAGCUGGGAAACCCAAGGAGGCAGUGCUGAUGUUUGUGCAUAACCAGAACUGGGAUGCUGCACAGCGUGUGGCCGAGGCUCAUGACCCAGACAGCGUGGCUGAUGUGCUUGUGGGACAGGCACGUUUUGCCUUUGAGCAGAGAGAGUUCCAGAAAGCAGAGGCCUUCCUCCUGCGAGCACAGAGACCUGAGCUGGCCAUAAAGUACUACAAGGAGGCUGGCAUGUGGAGCGAGGCCCUGCGGAUCUGCAAGGAAUACAUGCCCAGUCGGCUAGAAGAGUUACAGGAGGAGUGCAGCAGGGAGGCUGCCAAGAAGGGCUCCAGAGGAACAGAAGGGCUGCUGGAGCAGGCACAGGAGUGGGAGCAGGCUGGGGAAUAUACCAGGGCAGUGGACUGCUAUCUGAAGGUGCAGGAUCCCAGCAACAGUGUCCUGACGGAGAAGUGCUUGCUGAAGGCUGCUGAGUUGGCCAUUAAAUUCUUGGGUCAGUCACAGAGCAUGGAGGUGACGCGGACUGUGGCUCCUCAGCUGGUGGCCAUGAAGAAAUACAGUGCGGCAGCUGAACUCUACCUCAACUUGGACCUCAUCCAAGAAGCUAUUGAUGCCUUCAUUGAAGGGGAGGAAUGGAGCAAAGCCAAGCGCGUGGCCAAGGAUUUGGACCCUAGGUCGGAGGAGUAUGUGGACCAGCGUUACAAGGAGUAUUUAAAGAACCAAGGAAAGGUAGAUUCGCUGGUGGGAAUAGAUGUCAUGGCCGCUUUGGAUAUGUAUGCAGAGCAGGAGCAAUGGGAUAAGUGCCUGGAGGUUGCAGCUAAGCAGAACUAUAAAGUCUUGCACAAGUAUGUAGCUCUGUAUGCAACCCACCUCAUCCGGGAGGGCAGUUGGGACAAAGCCCUGAGUCUGUAUGUCCACCAUGGAGCACCUGCCAACCCACAGAAUUUCAACAUUUACAAGCGUCUCUUUGUGGAGAUGGUGAAUGCAUCUGGCAUGAAUUGUGCCGAGGCUUACUCCAGCUGGGCGGACCUCCGUGAUGUUCUGUUCCAUCUGUGUGAAAACUUAGUGAAGUCAAGUGAGGCAAACACUCCAGCACAUGAAGAGUUUGAAACAAUGCUGCUGAUCUCUCACUACUAUGCCACUCGCUCCGCUGCUCAGGGCGUGAAGCAACUGGACACCGUGGCUGCCAAGCUGUCCAUUUCCCUGCUGCGCCACACUGAGCUCCUCCCUGCAGACAAGGCUUUCUAUGAAGCUGGAAUAGCUGCCAAGGCAGUCAGCUGGGAGAACAUGGCAUUCAUCUUCCUGAACCACUUCCUGGACCUCUCAGAUGCCAUUGAAGAAGGGAACCUGGAUUCUCUGGACCACUCUGAUUUCCAGAGCACAGACAUUCCCUUUGAAGUGCCACUUCCAGCCCAACAGCACGUGCCUGAGGAGCAGCGGGAGGAGGUCAGGGACUGGGUGCUCACCAUGUCCAUGGAUCAGCGGCUGGAGCAGGUGCUGCCAGAGGAUGAGCGUGACACAUACGAAGCCUCACUGGUGGCGGCAAAUACAGGAGUGCGCUCCCUGCCCUGUGUGCUUACAGGGCAGCGGUACCCUGUGCUAAGGAACAAGAUUGAGUUCAAGCGGCCAGGCCGAGAAGCGAACAAGGACACAUGGAACAAGUUCCUGAUGGCUGUCAAGACAUCCCACAGCCCUGCGUGCCAAGAUGUGCUCAAGUUCCUCGGCCAGUGGUGUGGGGGACUCCCAAGCACCAGCUUCUCUUUCCAGUGA
Messenger RNA from Opisthocomus hoazin, 4920 nucleotides. Lineage: Eukaryota; Metazoa; Chordata; Aves; Opisthocomiformes; Opisthocomidae. The record is from RefSeq and is a predicted model, not a curated record.